UCCAGCUAGUGGCUCUGGCAUGGCAGGAUCGUCCAGGACUGGCCGUGGUCACGUGCACUCUCCAUUUCAGAGCAAGGGGGACGGGUAACUAACCCAGCCCCAGGUCAGAGCGUCAGUGGCAGGUGCUGUUGGAUUCAGGCUGUGGCACCACAUCUAGGGGACAAAGAGCGCAUCGGUUGUCCCCACCCUGCAGCCCUUGGCAUCCAUGUCUUCUCUCUCCGCGCCAUAAAGCCAGAGUUCCCAUUCCAGUCACUACAAUCACCCUCCUUGCACCAGGCCUUCCGGGUGUGGGGCAUGUUCACCUCUGGCCUGUGUGGACCGCUGUGGGGAGGCGUGGCCAGCAAGGUGCUGAGCCAAGUAGCUUUUAUGGGAUCCUGCUGCUCCAAAAGAGGAUCCAGGAGGCUGAACUAGAAUUAAGUUAGAAUCUUUCGGUUCCCCUUCUGGCUGGGCUCCCCGCAGGAACCAGGAACGGGCUGGCCAGGAGGACAUGAUGGACCAGGAGGAGAUGACAGAGGCAAAGCCAGACCCUUCCUGUUCCACCUUGCAGAGGCUGUCCCAACGCGAGGUGAGGCCAGGUGCCUGGGGGACAUCGAUGCCUGACCAGAGCCCAGCCUGGACAGCCUUCCAGCAAAGGCUGGGCCCUGGCUGACCGUAACGGCCCAGGAGAGUGAGGACACGGGAGUCUCGGGGCUGGAGGAGCUGGCUGACCAGAUGGUGCCUGACACUGUGUUGAAAACAGGGUAGCAGUCCCCAGAGGCUGAGGGGCCAAAGUAGCCUGUCCACCCAGAGUGGCGAGGCCCACGCCUGUGCAGGAGGCCUGAGGCAUGGGGUGGCAUCCCUCACAGCUGUGCCCACCCAGCCCGUGCGCAGGGCGAUGUGCUCCUAUGUCUGGGCAGUGAGCUGGGCCCCGCGGUGAGAGCAGCAACGGCUUGAUUUCACACGGAGCCACUAGGGAGUGGGCCGUCCCCUUGGCCAUACCCGUGGGGGACCCAGUUCAUCUGUGGAAUUCAGGACCCCAGAGUAUUUAAUCCGCCAUCUCAGGACCUCCGCUGGGGAGCUGGGGCAGUUGGGUGGGUGGUCCUGCUGGGCUUCCGUGGUGCACGCCAGGGACCUCAGAAUGGAGCGUCCCGCUGAGCCAGCGGCUCUGCUUCAGGCCCAAGAGCAGGGAGUAACAGAGAGGCCUGCUCAGGCAGAACAGGUGACACUAGUAGCGGGUGCUGCACCCCAAACACUUGCCAUCCGACUGUGGGGGUGGGGCAGCCCUUCUUUCCUUAGUCCUGGCAUGUUGGGUGGGCCAGCUUGGUGGAGAGCUGGCCCUGCUGACCCGCGAUCCGCCCUGGGUUCCCCAUGGCCUGGAGGCAGGAGGAGAUGGCCACUGCAUCCAGCGUCGCCUCCUGGCGCUGCGGGCCCCUGACGGACAGAGGACGCUCGACCCGUGCCCGCCACCGCCCAGGGAGUCGCCCGCCUCCCAGGCACCCGUCCUCCUCCCUGCCUGGAGCUCAGCUCUCGGGGUUGGCUAGGGAGUGAUGGGGAGUGGAAUCCAGCGUCACCAGGUCACCCUUCCAGGACCCUUUUCUCCAGCUGGGACGAGAGGGAAUCAAAAGAAAGUCAGACACGGCUCAGGAGGUCCACGCCGAGAGUGAAGGGUAAAAGCUCACACUGGCAAACUGGAGCGCGCGGCCCCUCCGCAGAGGACGGAGGCUCAGGAGGCGGGGACGCGCCUGAAAACAGGGCGGGAGCGUUUCCAACCCCCGCGGACUGCGAUGCAGUAGAAAACGCGGCCGCCUGCACCGGAGGAAUUCUCCAGAAAUACGGGCGUGCCUGGGUGUGCGCUCAACUUCCCCGGGCAAGGGACGUUUCUGCACUUGCCCUGGGCCUUCUGAACUUUGUACUUGGGUCCUGUGUCCCUGCAGACCUGUGACCACACACGCACACGCAGGCGCGCGCACACGCGAACUGACGGCUCGCCGGCGAUGCUGGAGGCUUUCACAGAACCCUCCGGACGCGUUAAGCUCUCCCAGGUCCCACCCCUGACACCGUGGCACCCCCAGACCCACUGCGCCCUCGCACUCGACGCGGGUCCCUGGGGGAAGCGCUCGCUGCGCCCUCGUCUCCCUUGGAGGAGACACUGGUCCGCCCGGCCGGCUUCUCCCUCCAUGGGGACGCUCCCUGACGCCUGUCCUCGCGGGCCCUCCCACGCGGGGCGCUUCCCUCUGAGACCUGAACCCAGUCGGGAGGCUCGCGGAGGCCGAGGCGCACUGUGGGGCCCGGCCCGGCCCCUUCCCCGCCCUUCCCCGCCCCCUCGCUCCGCCUCCGGCCUCCUCCGAGAGCUCCAGACCUCCCGGCUACUCGGAAGUCCUCUGACUGCCCGGACCGCGCGAUGGAGGCGACUGGCAGCGUCGGGGAGGCCCCGGGCGGACCCCGGGUGCUGGUGGUGGGCGGCGGCAUCGCGGGGCUGGGCGCGGCGCAGAGGCUCUGCGGUCACUCCGCCUUCCGGCACCUGCGGGUCCUGGAGGCCACGGGCCGCGCCGGGGGCCGCAUCCGCUCGGAGCGCAGCUUCGGUGGCGUGGUGGAGGUGGGCGCGCACUGGAUCCAUGGGCCCUCCCGGGGCAACCCCGUCUUCCAGCUGGCUGCUGAGUACGGGCUGCUGGGGGAGAAGGAGCUGUCCGAGGAGAACCAGCUGGUGGAGACCGGGGGUCACGUGGGCCUGCCCUCGGUGAGCUACGCCAGCUCCGGGGCCCGCGUGAGCCUCCAGCUGGUGGCGGAGAUGGCCACUCUGUUCUACGGCCUGAUAGACCAGACCCGGGAGUUCCUGCACGCUGUGGAGACCCCGGUGCCCAGCGUCGGGGAGUACCUCAAGAAGGAGAUUGGCCAGCACGUGGCCGGCUGGACAGAGGACGAGGAGACCAGGAAGCUGAAGCUGGCCAUCCUGAACUCCUUCUUCAACCUGGAAUGCUGUGUGAGCGGCACCCACAGCAUGGACCUGGUGGCCCUUGCACCCUUUGGGGAGUACACCGUGCUGCCGGGGCUGGACUGCACCUUUUCUAAGGGCUACCAAGGGCUCACAAACUGCAUGAUGGCCUCCCUGCCGGAGGACACCGUAGUUUUUGAGAAGCCUGUGAAGAUCAUCCACUGGAACGGGUCCUUCCAGGAGGCAGCCUUUCCCGGGGAGACCUUUCCAGUGUCGGUAGAGUGUGAGGAUGGAGACCGGUUCCCGGCGCACCACGUCAUCAUCACCGUGCCCUUAGGUUUUCUUAAGGAACAUCUGGACACCUUCUUUGACCCUCCCCUGCCGGCUGAGAAGGCAGAAGCAAUCAGGAAGAUAGGCUUUGGGACCAACAACAAAAUCUUCCUGGAGUUUGAGGAGCCCUUCUGGGAGCCAGACUGCCAGCUGAUCCAGCUGGUGUGGGAGGACACGUCGCCACUGGAGGACGCUGCCCCCGCGCUACGGGACACCUGGUUCCGGAAGCUCAUUGGCUUUGUGGUCCUGCCUUCCUUUGCGUCUGUCCACGUUCUCUGUGGGUUCAUUGCCGGGGUUGAGUCUGAGUUCAUGGAGACUCUGUCGGAUGAAGAAGUACUUCUGUGUCUCACCCAAGUGCUCCGGAGAGUGACAGGAAACCCACGGCUCCCCGCGCCCAAGAGCGUCCUGCGAUCUCGCUGGCACAGCGCCCCGUACACUAGGGGCUCCUACAGCUACGUGGCCGUGGGCAGUACUGGGGGCGACCUGGACCUACUGGCUCAGCCCCUCCCUGCAGACGGCGCCGGUGCCCAGCUCCAGAUCCUGUUUGCGGGGGAAGCCACACAUCGCACGUUUUACUCCACGACCCAUGGGGCUCUGCUGUCGGGAUGGAGGGAGGCCGACCGCCUCCUCGGUCUGUGGGCCCCGCAGGUGCAGCAGCCCAGGCCGAGGCUCUAGCUGGGCCCAGCCUACUCUGUUCCACCUGUGCCGGGGGAGGAUGGGACCCUCAUUUCCUCUGACAGAUUUCAAUCUGGCUUGAGAUUUGGGGAUGUUAAUGAGGGUCCUCUGGUUUUUGGUAACUGGGGCCACCUUCUCAGUUCUUGUGUCUGUUGUUGGAGUCUGGCCAGGGUUGACUUGAGCUGAGACACCGGAUGCUCACGGAGAUGCUGGACACAUAAAGCAAGUUACAGCCACA
This is a messenger RNA of Nomascus leucogenys (northern white-cheeked gibbon), 4154 nucleotides long. RefSeq names its product peroxisomal N(1)-acetyl-spermine/spermidine oxidase (gene PAOX). Gene Ontology annotation, molecular function: polyamine oxidase activity. The record is from RefSeq and is a predicted model, not a curated record. Lineage: Eukaryota; Metazoa; Chordata; Mammalia; Primates; Hylobatidae.